GUCUACCUGAGGCGCGCGCGACGUGAGGACCGCUUGUACCCUCGCUCCCACUGGCUGUGAUAGGUUAUAGUGAUUGUGAUGUUGUGAUAAUACAUGUAUUUGUCCUCAUCCAGUGCGCCCAUUCGGUGAUAUAUACUUGCAUAACUACGCAGUGUGUGCGUAGAGGGUCGUGUGUUAUUGUGAGUGUGACCCACAAGAUCGGUGGUAGUGUGAAAUCUUGGAAUUCGUACGGUGGUGAAGAGACUUCAAUAGGCCAUGUGCAAGUGUUCCUUUGUGGUGGUGCGGGCUGCCUGCCUGGCCCUACUGGCCUCCACGGGCUUUACUAAACCUCAAGAAUACACCGUGGACGAUCCUACUGACGGUGAUGUUUACAGAGUUCAGAGUGCAGACGUAUCGCUUAUCUUCGAUAAGUCUGAGAUUGUGGUCAACCCCGAUGACCAGCUGAACUUGGAGUGUGGUGUCCGAGGAAAGAGUCGUUACUGCAUCUGGGAGAGUGAAAAUGGUCAGAUUCUCCAGGUUCAAGAUGUGUACAGCAAUGUGUACGAUGGAGUGAGCAAACCACUCAAUAGUGAAGGAAAUGAGUGUGGUAUUGUCAUAAACCCUGCUAAUAUUGAACACCAUGGCAUGUGGACAUGCAAAGUCUUCGUAGUUGGAAAGUCUCUUGUUGGAUCCAAGAAUGUGAUAGUUACCAUUAAACCAACAAGUCCAAUCCUUGAAGUAGACAACCAAAGAAGUUUAGAUGUGACGAAUGAGGAUGAGACACCGGUAAAAUGCUCGGUGGCAGCAGCCAGACCAGCUGUCAUCAUCCGUUGGUACUUGGGAGACAGAGAUGUUACUGUUUCUGCUGAAACAGAAGAAACUCCAACUGACAAAGGGGGAAUCUACAAGAGUGUGUCAACUUUAAGGCGGACAUUCCAGCCAACAGAAAAUGGACAACUUUUGAUGUGUAGUGUGACUCACAAGACACUUUAUUCACCAGAAAACACUAGUAUUCCUCUGAAUGUUGUUUUCAAACCUGUUGAGAAGCCCAUCAGUACCUUCUACCAGAUCAGUCCUGGCAGUGAUUAUGAAGUGAAGCUCAAUUUUUCUGCCAACCCAAAACCCAUAAAUAAAGAAUGGAGAUAUGGUGACAGCUUUGAGGAAAUGGAAGGCUCCCUCGGCAUUCCUGACACUGAUGGCCACUACACCACAGAUAUUGAGGACCUAGGCAAUGGCUUGUAUACUGCAAAACUCCUUGUCUCUGGCUUUACAGAAGCUGAUGCUAACAAACGUUACCUGUUAGUGGUAGAAAAUCAAUAUGGAGAAACCCAGUACAAAGUCAACCUCUCGAUCCACGAUGCUCCUCAAGAUGAUGACUCUGAAACAAGCAACCAUGACAAAAUCCCACCCACAGAGUUAUCAGUGUCUGAAGGUAUUGUUUUCGAUGAUGAGACGGAGUCAAACACUCUGAGUGGAGGAGCAGUCGCAGGCAUUGUAAUUGUUCUACUGAUAGUCAUAGCAGCAGUGGGUGCUGCAGGAUACGCACGGUACCGACAGAUGUUCUGCUUUGCUCGAGUCGCUUCACCGGAUCCAGAGGAGGGUAAAGACACCAAGGAGGAACACAGCGACACCGAAAGUGCAAGAGGGACAAACACUAGCCACGCUGCUAGCUUGAAGGAUCGCUUCGAACAGAUCACACAGGUCUUCAAGAAACCGAAGAAGGACCAGGAUGCAAAACAGGAUGAAAAUGAGAAGAAGUCACUGACCAAGGAAGAGCCCAACAAGGAGAGCCCUUAUAAGGAACAGAGUCCAGAUGAGAAGGAGCCUCCUGAAACUACCCAAGUACCCGAAGAAACUGUACCCACCAACACUUACACUGAACAAAACUCAACCAAUGACAAAGAGCAUACCGAUGACAAAGUUCCCACUGAAACUACUCCGCAGACAAACAAUGAACAAAAUGCGGUGGACAAAAAAGAGGUGGUGUAUGCUGAGCUAGACCUAGGCAAGGGAGAACCUGAUAAGAAGACUGAUGUGAAAGCAGAAGACAAGACGGAAUAUGCACAGAUUGUGGGAACGCUUACGGACAACCGGGAAGAAGAGAAAAAAGAGUAGAAUGUACUAUUUUGUACAUUGUGAGUAGCUUAUUAAAUGUAGCAACAUGUUACAUCAUUAUAACAAAGAUGAUGGUGACCAUGAUUGUUCACCAAGGUGAUCAUCAUUGUGUGACGGCCUUCAUGUUUAAUACAAUCUUGAGCAGUUGAUGUGCUUGUAUUAGUAAUCACUAUGUGUUCUUUUGUAAUUGUUCUUAUUGUAGACAGAUGCACGUACUUUUUAAGGACAUUAUACUUUUAUCUGAACACCAUAUUUUUAAAUGUGAUGCAAAGUAAAAUUUAUAGGUCAUUUAGAUUUAUUGGAAAAGGCUUAUAUUGACUGAUAUUUAAAUUACAUGUACUACUAAAAUUGGACUCGUGUAGUAUAGCUGACACCCUAAGUGGUUUUAUAGGUGGGAAUGAUGAUGAAUCAUUUGAAUGAUACUGUACCUCAAUUCUGAUAUAAUCAUUAAAGAAGUUGAUUGUGCUUUCAUAUAAGCUAAGUGGGAACCUGUUGAUAAUGUGAUGUUGACUAAAAUGUACAAUUUAAGAUUAAUUUGGCUGGCCCAGUUCCUAUUACACUGUAUUAUAUCAUUUCAGAAUAUCUGAAUUGCUCCCCGAAUCUUUGGUGAAGUUAUUGUAUUUAGAUGUAUUUUCUUAAUUUGUCAACAUUGUAUUAUUACAUUGUUUUGCAUAUCUACUACACCCAUAAGCUGUUGUGGCAGUCAGUGGGAUCAUGCUUUAGCCGCAUACUGGUGGGGCCUUUGCUCAUGUCUUGGAAAUGGUUUCCAGGUAGGCCUUAAUAGUGUGUUUCCGAAGCAUCUCUAUUUCCUAUGAAUACAGUGUAAGGAAAACCAUAGUUUCUCACGAUCUCAACCUGGGGUAAACAUUCUCAGAUUUAAGAUGUAUGUUAAUUUGACCAAGAGGUUUUCCUAUUGGAUUAGGUCAUUGGUUACAAUCUUUUUAGAUUAAUGUGUGGAUGGAUGGGUCAAAAUGGAAAAAUGUUCAAUUAGUUUUGAAUUCGAUAAAUUUUAUUUAGUAUUCAUGUAGCUUUUACAUGUUGCUCUUAGAUGGCUGACAGAUAUGAGUGACUGAUUUAAUCUUUUUAAAACUAGGUGAUAUUGUAUUAUACAGGAUGAUUGUCAGCCUAUUGCCUUUUCACUCUGGGCUUGCUGUUUGUCUGACAGAAAUCUUAGAUUAAUUUCUGUACCUGAUACUUCAGAUGCUUAUAUACUUUUAAUGAAUGCAACUACAGUUUACUGACUGAUACAUAGUGAUGUAUAUGAUGAUUCACUACUAGUAGUAAACUGAAUAUGUUUAGUAACUCUCUGUUACAUCACCCACAGCACAUACAGUGUAAUAGUUGAAGAAUGAAUGUUCCACAAACAUGAAUAACAGAAUGUACUGUUAAACUUUCAGCUCUUUAUUUUUGCAAAAAAAUGAAAAAAAUAUACAUAUAUAUAUAUAUAAAAAUAUAUAUAUAUAUAUUAGAGCAACAUUAAGGCAAGGAUCUUCCAGAAGUGAGUGAAAAUUUUAUUACACUUGUGUUCAGCAGUAUACAUAGUGACUGUGUUUCUUAAUAUUUUUGUAAAUGCCGUAUGCUGCCUCGAUGAUUAUAGAACAUCCGUUAAAACACUAAAGAAUUUGGUGCUGCUAGUCUGAUUUUAAAGUUAACCAUUUAUGAUGAUUACUCAUUAAUGGCUAGCAUUACUCUAGUAAUGCAUCUGUAUGUAAUGUAGCAGAGCCAGAUUACUUGCAGUUGGUCAUCAACAUUUGUAUAUAACUCUUACUGUGUAUAUGCUGACAAACACUCAUGUCUAGUGUACUUUUGUAUUAUGUUUGUCUACUCUGCAACAUGAUUCACUGUGUAAA
Molecule: messenger RNA, 3944 nt
Organism: Homarus americanus (American lobster)
Lineage: Eukaryota; Metazoa; Arthropoda; Malacostraca; Decapoda; Nephropidae
Gene: Fas3
Exons: 15
Coding region: 256-2094 (612 amino acids)
Biological process (GO): homophilic cell-cell adhesion; heterophilic cell-cell adhesion
Cellular component (GO): adherens junction
Source: RefSeq, a predicted model, not a curated record